Manacus vitellinus (golden-collared manakin) is the source of this 1188-nucleotide messenger RNA. Its product is annotated as protein phosphatase 1 regulatory subunit 3C-B-like. Lineage: Eukaryota; Metazoa; Chordata; Aves; Passeriformes; Pipridae. Gene Ontology annotation, molecular function: protein phosphatase 1 binding; glycogen binding. Gene Ontology annotation, cellular component: protein phosphatase type 1 complex. The record is from RefSeq and is a predicted model, not a curated record. The transcript is spliced from 3 exons. Bases 1 to 912 code for a protein of 303 amino acids. Gene Ontology annotation, biological process: regulation of glycogen biosynthetic process.
AUGGCUGACACCCUGGAAAUAGCUGUCUUUGGACAGGCACCUGAAAAGGGAUUACAAAGCCCUUCUGAGCCUCCCCCAUUGAAGACAACCCACUCGCCCCCCAUCCGCAAGCUGCUGAACUCCUACGAGGAGCUGCGGGGCAGCCGAGGCCGCAAACCCCUCCGAUCCUGUCUCAACCAGAAGCCGAGCGCAGAACCUGAGCCCGAGCGGCGAGACAACACCAAGAGCUCCAAGGGGCAGAAGAAGAAGCGAGUCGUGUUUGCUGAUAUGAAGGGGCUCUCGCUGACGGCCGUCCGCUUCUUCUCAAGGAUCGAGGAGGACCUUUGUGACUUGCAGCAUGCCCUGUCAGACCUUGCCUCCUUCCGCCCCAGGCUGUGGGACUCACGCCCAGAAGCGUGCAGGUACGUGCUGGACUUCCCACAGCCCUCAGUGGACUACACGGCUUUCCGCAGCAGCCUGCACAGGAACCUCGUCUGCCUGGAGAGCUGUGUGAUCCAGGACCGUGCUCUGUCAGGGACGGUGAAGGUCAGAAACAUUGCCUAUGAGAAGAAGGUGGCAGUCCGCAUCACCUCCGACGGCUGGAAGAGCUUCCGGGACGUCCCCUGCCAGUACAUGCACAGCACGUACGGCUCAGCCGACACAGACAUCUUCUCUUUUGAGCUCACCCUGCCCAAGCCAGCCAGCGGCCGCAGGGCCACCGAGUUCUGCAUCUCCUUCCAGUGUGGACAGAAGACCCACUGGGACAACAACCAUGGGAAGAACUACACGAUCCGCCAUGUGGGCGGAUCCUCCCGUGCCGUGAAGAGUGCCAGUGGGGCCUGGGAGCACCUUGGCACCUCUGGGGCUGCCGCCCUGGUCCUGUCUCACCUGCAGACCUGGCAGCGUUCAGAGACCCGGGCUCCUUACUGGUAGGAGGGCGGUGUGUGAAGACAUGUAGGUCCCCUCCACAUCCCAGACAUGGUACAAGAGUCUUGGGGGAAGGGCCAGCUGCAGAAGAUGUUGCUCACAGUUCUGUUGGCUCCUCCACGGCUCUAUGAGCAGCUGCCGGUCUCUGCAGAAGCUUUUUCCCUGCUGGCUCCUGCCACAGAGGCUGGAAGCUGUUGCUUGGAGUGACUCCUGGAGGUUCUUGCAAGUGACAAGGAACAGGCUGUGGGCUGGAGCCCGUGGCCGUGCCUGAGCCACGCGGGG